GCGGCGCCGUGGGCGGGCCCGCGCCGUGUUUACCAACAUGGGAGGAGCCGGGCGUGGGCCGGGCGCAGGCAGCCGGCCGCAGGGCCGCCUUCGCCUCGGCGGAAGGUGCGGGACAGCGCUGGGCAGCGGCGGCAUGGCUCGGGCACUGCUUCCCCGGCUCCUCGUGGUUGUCUUAAUUGUUGAAACACAGUGCAAGAAUGAUACUGAAGCUCUAAUACACACAGCAUACAAUAAAUUAAUUACAAGGAGGAUCAUUGCUAAGAGGGAAAUUAACUGUAACCAGGAUGAAUACCUAUCAGGUGCUACGUGUUGCAAGAAAUGUGGACGUGGUUUUGUUAAAAAUACCAAGUGCCCAACGGAUAUUAGCAAACACUGUGUUCCAUGUGAAAAUGGAAAGGAGUACAUAGACCAUGUCAAUGAUGAGGAGAAGUGUUCAAGAUGCCAUUCGUGUGACAGGACAUUCGGUUUGGAGGUUGCAAUGAACUGUACCCCAGAAAAGGACACACAAUGCGUCUGUGCAGAGAACCAUUUUUGCAAUACUCGACCAUGUUCGCUCUGUGAGUCAUGUACAAUAUGUGAAAGCGGCAUAAUUGAAAAGCCGUGUACUUCAAAUUCAGACACUGUGUGCGGAAUGAAAGCUCCAACAGAAGUGCCAUGGUGGGCCAUUCUUUUGAUAAUUCUGUUACUACUGGCAGCUGGAGCGAUAUGCUUCUACAAGAGAAAACAGAAGGGUCUUACUGGGAAUGGGAACCUAGCCAAAGUAGUCUCCACAACAGAUGCUUCUUGUGAGAAUGUAUGUCUCAUAGAGACAGAUGUUGACCUGAGCAGCCACGUUGCUGGUAUCGUGGAGGAGAUGACACUCCAAGAAGUCAAGACGUUUGUUCGAAAUCACAAAGUGCCAGAACCUACCAUAGAUCAAAUUCUUCGGGAUUAUUUUAGUGAUACAUCUGAACAGAAGAUUAAGCUGUUUCAAGCCUGGUAUCAAAGACAUGGGAUAAAAGGAGCCUACAGAACCCUCGUAAGCAGCCUGAGAGAGUUUAGAAUGUGUGCUGCAGCUGAUAAAAUUGAGGAAAAAUUGAAGGCAGCUGCUUCCAGCUGUCAGGAAGGGGGACAGUCCUAUAAUGAUGACACUGAGCAAAACAAAACCUGCACUCAGGAAGGCAGAAACUCUUAUGAUGAUAGUGCUGAGCUAAGUAAAACCUGUUCUGGUAGUUUGGAAGAGACAUAGCACAGAGUCAUUUGAGAAUUAUUUCUGACUGAAUUAGUAUUUUUCUAAUAAUACAAGUAAGAAAGCUUUUAAAUGCCAUUUUCAUCGGCAGUUCUGAUUGAUUCAAGGAAGUACAAUAUGAACAAGGAAUAAUUACGAUUUUUGUAAAAAUAUCUUUCCUUUAGAAAAAAGGUUUAACUUUAUUUUGGUUGUUGAGAACUGGGAGGAGAAGUUUUAUACCUUAUUUACUAAGAGAUACAAUAUAAAAGUCCAGCUAUAGGAUUCACUCCAAGGAGAAAGGAGCAGUCAUUAUUUGAGGAAAACGUCUAAAUGUAUGGUCCUGCAUUACUUAAUUGAUGUAAUGUUUUCCUUACAUUAGAACUGUGGGAUGUUGCGUUUUUCAGAGUGAAAACUCUGGUGUUCAGAGUCUAUGAAGUGUAGCAGGAAGAAUACUUGAACAAAAAAAAUUUGUUAUAUACACCUGAUUAAUUUUGAAUAUAGAUGUUGCCGUGUAAUUAAAUUCUACUCUACUGUAAAUGGAAUUCUGCCUUGUAUAAAAGCACCUCUGUGUGUGUACGCAGAGUUCUGUAUACUUGCAUAUGUAUGUGCAAGUUUUCUGUGCAAAAGCUCCCUUGUUCUCUGCAAUAAUUGCAGCCUUUUCUAAUGUUAAAACCAUUCAAAGAAGCAGGAGCUGAAGCAGUACAGUACAGCAGAACCAUGACUUUUGGAAGGCAACCUGCAGAAGCUGUGAAGCCUCCAUAAGCAAGUGUGCCACACCAGCUUUUUUAAUGCAGGACCUGCUGCAAUGGAAACUUCAUUGUCAAUAAAAAAAUAAAUCCACGUA
Phalacrocorax carbo (great cormorant) is the source of this 2051-nucleotide messenger RNA. NCBI's taxonomy places the organism in Eukaryota, Metazoa, Chordata, Aves, Suliformes, Phalacrocoracidae. The record is from RefSeq and is a predicted model, not a curated record.